AUGGCACUAGCCAGAUUGUUAACGAUAAUAAUAUUCAAUCUUCCUUGGCAGGCAAGCAACGGACAACAAAAUGGUGUUUCAACAAGUAAUCUGGCAUCUCAACAAGCUUUACAAAAUAGUGUUGGGUUUAUCCCACAAAAUCUAAACCAAAAUGUUGAUUUUGGAAAUACUAAUGUACAACAUGGAAGUCCACAACAAAGCUUAAGUAUGCAGCAGCUUUCAAAUAUACCGAUGCAAACAUUUAAUAUUCAGCAACCAGCCGGUUCUCAACCGCAAGUUAAUUCGCAACUAGUAAGUUUCCAACCAGUCGUACAAUCUAUUAACCUUCAACCUGAAGUAUCUCAAGGUUUAAAUUUACAAGAAAACGUAUCAAAACAUGUUAAUGUAGAUCAAAUUUUAUCACAUCCUGGUAAUUUUCAGCAAGGAACGUUAGUCCAGCCUACGAAUUCACAGCCAUGCUUGAAUACAAACUCAGCAGCCCAUUCUGUGAGUUUACAAACGUCAGUGCCAGUACAAUCUCUGAAUUUCCAACAAGUUUAUCCCUUACAUUUGCAACAAUCACGGGACGUUGAAGCUGGAAAUUCACAACAACAAACGUCGCUGCAGUCAGUAAACUUACAAGAUACACUUCCUCUAAAUUUUCAGCAACAAGCAGAACCUCAGUGGAUUAAUCUAAACCAAGAACAAGUGCCACAUCAUGUCGUUGUACAACAACAGGCUUCACCACAAUCUGUUCAUGUGAAACCGCUGUCGAUUGUCCAACCAGUGACUUAUCAACAGACUGUGCCAGUACAUGAUUCACCUAAUGCUAUACAAUUAAAUUUACAACAGCCAUCCUCAUCAUUGCAGAAGUCUUCUUGUAGUCCAAUGUCGAACCAACAAACAAGCUUACAACAGAACCAACAACAACAAAUACCUCUUAAUAAUAUUGGUGGCUAUCAAGAUAUUUCGUAUCAAAAACCAUAUCAGCAGACCGAAGUUUCUUCGUUGCCUACACAAGCACAUUUGGUAAAAGUUUCAGUGAGUCCUAAUCCAACGGUGAUAGCAGCCAUGCCCGCUGGAUCAACUAAUAGUCACGUUGUUAAACAAACAACAGAUCACGUUUAUGUUGUAAGUCCUCAAAACUAUGUUUCUUCCCCAACGUAUAAGCCUGUAGUUAUCACAGAUAAUUCACCAUAUAUUUCAACAGGACCCACAGUUGGUACAAUUACGACUGUUUCGAAUUCUGUGCCAGUAUUAUCUACAAAUCACCUAACCGACAAUUAUAAUCAACAUCUGGAAUUAAGAGAAAACUCAGGAUCAAAUUUAAAAAUACCGGAUGUAGCGUUGAAUAUUUUACAAGGUCAAUUGCCUAUUACUUCCUUGUUAAAUCCACCAACAUCAUCUAUCCAGUCCGCUUUGUUAUCAUCUAUUUUAUCUUCCAUAAAAGGUCCUUCUGCUUCUUCCCAAUAUGUAGUGUCGCCGAAUUAUUCAGCACCGACGAUUUUAAAUCCACAAUUUAGUUCUCAAAGCUCAAAGUUAAGUUUAAAGAGUUUGUUACCCAUUUUAUUAAAUUUACUGCAAGAUAAAUAUUCAAACUGCGGAUGUCGACACUGUUGUAAUUGUGAAUGUUCACAAAAUAAUAACAUUUUUCACGAACCUCAUACAACUUCCCAACAUUUUAACGAAAAACUGUUAACGGAUUUAGAAGAAACGCCUAUAAAAAAUAACGAAUAUAAAGAAGUAAGAGAUACACCUGUGCAUCAGAAAGAUCGUAAGACACCGCACAAGAAUGUGAAUAUAAUCCCAGAUGACAGUACAGAGUUAGAUGACGAGAAUUUGAGUAGUUUAGAGGAGGAUGAAGAAUAUGACUCUAACGAAAAUUAUGACGAUGAUUCGUAA
This is a messenger RNA of Parnassius apollo (apollo), 1881 nucleotides long. NCBI's taxonomy places the organism in Eukaryota, Metazoa, Arthropoda, Insecta, Lepidoptera, Papilionidae. The record is from the annotation of a GenBank genome assembly.